AUGGAUGAGCCCAGGGUGUUUUCACCCAGCAGUGUUGACGAUGGAAGUAACGUAGUGGGAAGUGGUAAAUUCAGUGGUGAUUUGCCGCCGCUGAGUUCGUUCGGGAUGCACGAUCCGGGUACAGUCAGGGGGAGUUCUCAUAGCGACGUGGCGACAAGAAACGACACAGUAAAUGACGUUAGUGACGGAAAGCCACCUGAAAUGAGGAGAAAUAGCUCAAAAUUCGAUAACACCAAAAACACAACUGUGAGCAGAACAGAGUUGUGUAAUGGAAUAUUGGUGCGUCUUAAAUCAGCGUCCACUGCUGAUGCUGAUGAAUUAUCGGAAUCGAGACAUGAAGCAUCCACUCGUACGCACCAGGGGGACACUGUAUAUUGGCAUGACCACACUAGGGCUAUAUACAGCCGCCUCGUUCUUAAGUUUGAUUGCGUUGAACUAUUUGGGGGUAAUCCGAACAAGUAUAGACGUCUCACUCGUCCUGAGGGUCAUAAUGACGAGUUUUGCAAUUUUGGUGAUAGGUGCACAGGCGGCGAAGCAGCGACUGUUGUAUUUAUUGUUCGAAGUUCGAAUGAACCCCUCAUCAAUGAUCAACAUUCAAUCGUAUCUAGUUGUGAUGCUAUGGAUAUCAAUCGUCGCAGCAGCCUUGUUUAUAGCUGGGUUGCCAAAUAUGCUUGA
Messenger RNA from Sphaeroforma arctica JP610, 675 nucleotides. RefSeq lists its product as hypothetical. The coding region runs from base 1 to 675 and encodes 224 amino acids. Lineage: Eukaryota; Ichthyosporea; Ichthyophonida. The transcript has 2 exons. The record is from RefSeq and is a predicted model, not a curated record.